GCUGAAUGUUUACCGAGCAAGCAUAGAGGGCUGGUGCGGAAAGUGACGGCCACACUGGAGCCCUGGUGCAUGGUGAGACUCGGGUGAUUUCAGCUUCCACGGUCGCAACUCCCAGCGGAAUGUUCACUCGCAGGGGCCAUGGAGACGUCAAGAAAUCUACACAGAAAGUUCUGGACCCAAAGAAGGAUGUGCUGACCCGGCUCAAGCACCUCCGCUCGCUGAUAGAUAUCAUCGACAAGAGUGAACUGAAGGCAUUCUUCGAGAGCAACUGUUCUCAGAUUUAUUUUAUCUUCUAUGAAAGUUUCAUUACACUGGAAAGCAACUUAAAACAAAAAGGGAACAAAUCUCAAAGGGAGGAGCUGGACUCUAUCCUCUUUAUUUUUGAAAAAAUUCUACAGCUUCUGCCAGAGAAAGUCUACAACCGAUGGCAGUUUCACAGUAUAGGUUCUAUUCUGAAAAAGCUUCUACACACUGGAAAUUCAUUCAAGAUUCGAUGUGAGGGGAUCCGUUUGUUCCUGCUGUGGCUGCAGGCCCUGAGGGACAACUGUGCUGAGGAGCAGUUUCUUAUCUUUGCAUGUCUGGUGCCAGGGUUCCCUGCUGUGCCCUCCACCAGAGGGCCCUGCACCCUUGACACCAUCAUCUACAACCCCUUCUCCAAUCCCCCUGAUGCUAAAGUGGUGCCUGAGGAGAUCAACCCGCUCGUUCCAGCUUUGGCUGGGGAAAAAGUUGCAGAGGACCAGACCUGUUACAUCCUCGAAACCCUGCUCAAGUACAUGGUCAUUCAGGCUUCCAGUUUAGAAUGGAGGAACAAAGAUAACCAGAACACAGGCUUCAGGUUUCUCUUCAGCCUCUUCAAGAAGUACUACCUUCCACAUUUAUUCCCCUCCUUCACCAAGCUCACAAACCUCUACAAGCCUUUAUUAGACCUCCCGCACCACAGACCAAAACCCUUGUAUGUGCCAGUGACGCGGAACAAUGAGAGCACCUUCUGCACCAGGGACCAGUAUCUGGCGCCCCGUGUGGCCUUCAUCACCUGGCUGGUCACCUUCUUCCUGGAGAAGAAGUACGUCAGCAGUGCUGCUGCAGCGCAGGGCGCCAAGAAUGGCACCGAGGUCAUACCCAAACUCAUCCAGACUGUCACUGCAGGCAGUAGCAGCCAGGAGAAGAAGGAGGAUAAGAUAUCGGACGGGGAUUCGAAUGGACCAGCGGGGGAGCCUGAGAAGAGCCACUCCAACAGCAGCACGCUGUCGGAUCGGCGGCCCAGUGAUUCCAGUUUGUGUAGCAUUGAGGAGGAGCACCGCCAUGUCUAUGACAUGGUGCACGCCAUCCUGCUUUCCACCCGGGACAACGUGAAUUUUGUCAACGAGGUCUUCCACCAGGCUUUCCUGCUGCCGUCCUGCGAGGCGUCAGCUACCAGGAAGGUGAUCAAAGUGUACAGGACGUGGAUUCUGCAGGACAAGCCCGGCUUCAUGACCGAGCCGGAGAAAACAACACAGGAGGAUGAAGUGGAUGACAGCUCUGAGCAGAUUCUCAACACUGAGACAAACCACAUUCAUGUACAGACGGAGAUUCACGGUCACAGACGGACAUCGAGCUGGGGGAGGACGUACUCCUUCAGCAGUGCCAUCAAUCGGGGCUUCCUCACUGAGCAGCAGAACAGGGACAUCAAGGCUGGCAUCCAGCCUACACUACAGGUGUUCCUGACCAACUCGUCCAACGUGUUCCUGUUGGAGCCGUGCCAGGAUGUACCCAAACUCCUGGAAAACCAGGUUGAGGUGUGCAAGGGGGUUCUUAGCAUCUACCGUCACAUGAUCAUGGAGCACACGAUGAAUACACAGACAUGGGAGCAGAUGCUGCAGGUACUACUGAGGAUCACUGAGGCAGUGAUGAAGAGGCCACAGGAAAACCAAAGAAAAGACAGUUUUGCUGAAAGUCUAGCAUCGAUACUCUUUAGGACCAUCAUCGUGGCGUGGGUGCGAGCCAACCUGUGCGUAUUUAUCUCCCGGGAGCUAUGGGACGAGCUGCUGGCAGUGCUGUCCUCUCUUACCUGCUGGGAGGAGCUGGUGACAGAGUGGGCCAGCAUCAUGGACUCGCUGACGGCUGUGCUGGCACGCACCGUCUACGGCCUGGACAUGGGCAGCCUGCCUCUGGACAAACUCAGUGAACAGAAGGAGAAAAAGCAGAGAGGACGCGGAGUGAUCCAUGACUCCCAGAAGGGCGCAGUAGUGGCACGCUCCUUCUCACUGAGCUGGAGGAACCACGGGGAGCAGGGCAGGCCUGCGGUUCAAGAGCCCAUGAGGAUUCGCUCUGCCACCACGUCAGGAGCUCCUGGCGUGGAGAAUGCCCGAAACAACGUCCGUCAGAAAGCCUCUGAUGUUGAGGAAUGUCAGCUGUCAGAAUGUGGGGGAGAGGAGGAGCUGGGAGGAAGGGAAAGCCCUCUGCCACGUAGCAGCAGCACCUCGGACAUCACCCAGCAGCUGUCUGAAACUCUACCAGCCCAGAAGAGAGAGUACUCCCCAACUUCCUCUUGCUCAGAUAGCAGGACGUCUGAGGGCAGGAAAGAAAGCAGUGAGCCACCAAUGAUCCUCAUCCGACAGAGCAGCAGUACGGCUGAGACAGAGUGCAACGCCGAGGGACAGACUAACUACACAAUGCCCAAGCUCAGAGAGAAAAGUGAGAGUAUAAGCAGCGAGACGUCCAACGGCUACCUCAAUGAAGCCGAGGUUACCUGGCAGGCCUUCGACGAGGAGGCUGACACUCAGUCCACACAGUCCGCCCACAUGGAUGUGACGACUGACCCCCAGAGCCAGGGGAGCCUGCUGCUCAGCCACAAUGAGGCUCUAGCAGGUCCUGAGUGUGCCCUCCCUCCCCACUCCGCACCCCCGUCCUACCACCACCACAACCACUACCACUACCCUCAGAACCCCCCCGCCUCUCCAGCCCUGCUGGUGCACACAGAGUGCCCUCGGGACUGCCCUCUGGAAGACACCAUGCAUCAGUCUGUCUUACACAUGCCACACCACUUGGACAGCAGUGAGUGUCUGGCUGAUGACGUCAGCAUCAUCGCUGGUGGGACCCUGACUGGUUGGCAUGCUGAUUCAGCCUUUGUCCUUUGGAGGAGGAUAUUGGGCAUCCUGGGAGAUGUCAACAGUAUCCGCUGCCCAAAAAUCCACGCCAAGGUCUUCUCAUAUCUCUUUGAGCUCUGGCACAAGCUGGCCAAGAUCCGGGACAACCUUGGCAUCAGUGUGGACAACCAGUCUUCUCCACCCCAACCUGCCUUCAUCCCUCCUCUGCGAAUGCUUGCCUCAUGGCUCUUCAGGGCCACCAUGCUGCCUGCAGAAUACAAGGCAGGCAAGCUGCAGGCCUACAAGCUGAUCUGUGAGAUGAUGACCAGACACCAGGAUGUGCUCCCCAACAGUGAUUUCUUGGUGCACCUCUACUACAUCAUACACAAGGGCUUCUCCAGCGACGACCAGGAUGUUUUGAACACCAUCAUCUGCUCCUGCUCCCCCCGAUUCUUUUACCUCGGCCUACCGGGCUUCACCAUGCUAAUUGGAGAUUUCAUCACUGCUGCCGCCUGCGUCCUCAGCUCCGUUUCCCCAGAGGCUCCAAGGAUGGAGGCUCAAACAGUCCUGGGCUCUCUCGUGUGUUUCCCCAACCUGUACCUGCAGAUUCCUGUGCUGCAACAUGUGCCUGGCUCUGAAGAAAUCCUUGUAGGCAAUGAGGAUAUCAAGGAUUACCUGGUCAAUAUCCUGCUGGAAACAGCAACAAAGGAACACUGUGAAGGGGCCAGGUGCAUCGCUGUGUGCAGUCUGGGCCUGUGGGUUUGUGAAGAACUGACGCAAAAGAACAUCCACCAGCAAGUUAAAGACGCCAUCAACGUCUUGGCAGUAACACUAAAGUUUGGGAACAAGGCCGUGGCUCAGGUAGCCUGCGACGUGUUUCACCUGCUCAUUUCUCACUGGGAACAACUCAAGAGGUUUGAGUCCAAUCUGCCGAAGAAAAUCAUUGAGAUCUUUGUGGCCACAAUAGCCUUUUUGUUGCCGAGCGCGGAGCACUCAACAGUGGAAGCAGACAAAAAGUUGAUGGUUUCGCUGCUGCUUUGCCUGUUGGACUGGUGCAUGGCUGUGCCCUUGAGUCUCCUGCUGGAGCCCAUCACCAUGCCUUCAGUGGAUGAACGCACUUCCCACAAGGCCCCACUGCUGGACUACAUCUACAGGGUGCUGCACUGCUGCGUGUCCGGCUCCACCCUGCACACCCAACAGAGCCACUACCUCCUCAGCCUGUCAGACUUGUCCAAUGACUAUGACCUCAUGUUGGGUCAGGUUAAGAGCUUUGAGCCGCCGCCCUCCCAGUCAACCGCUGCUGAUUUUGGCAACCUGCUCACAGUAGCUGAAGAAAAGCGACGUCGGAACAUGGAGCUGAUACCUCUGACCGCACGCAUGGUCAUGACCCACCUGGUGAACCACCUGGGCCAUCAUCCACUCAGCGGUGGCCCCGCCCUCCUCCACAGCCUAGUGAGCGAAAAUCACGACAACCCGUUUGUGGAGUCGUCCGAGCUGUCCUCCGAGGUCUUCAAAAGUCCAAACCUGCAGCUGUUUGUCUUCAACGACAGCACGCUGGUGUCCUACCUUCAGAUCCCCACUGAGACGCCCAUCGUUGGCCAGCCCCCCAACACCUCCUCCCAAGUGCGAGUCAUAGUGAGGGACAUCUCGGGCAAAUACUCCUGGGAUGGAGCAAUCCUCUACUGCACCCAGGAAGACUCCAUGGACAUGGGAGUUUUUACCGCUGUAGACCGCCCACUAUCUACCACCACUAUUGCUCACAGCAGAAACCAGCCCCAGUCUCCGACAAAGGGGCCGCACAAAACAAAUAUCUCAGUCUCUGACUCCCUCUCCGACUGUUGUGAGGAGGAAGAGGUAGAUAUUCUGGAUAAGCUGAUGGAGGACCUCGGCCAGAGCAGCUCAGAAUGCCUGACUCAGCCGCAGCUCCAACUCAAUCAGCCAGCCUCCUCGCCCCAUGGCAUGAACAUAGACCAAGAGAGCGCCAUCCGGGAGGCCAUCCUCCGUCAGACCCAGGAGGAGGAGGAGCAAGUGAGGAGAUGGGACGCUGAUGUAAGCUGUCGGGCUGCCUGCCAGGGGGAACCCUCCCACCAGGACCCAAAAGCUCCUUUCUAUUUCUGCCGGCUGCUGCUCAAUGACCUUGGCAUGAACUCUUGGGACCGCAGGAAAAGUUUCCACUUGCUGAAGAAGAACUCGAAGCUCUUAAGAGAACUGAAGAACUUGGAUUCCAGGCAGUGUCGAGAAACGCACAAGAUUGCGGUGUUCUACAUUGGAGAGGGACAAGAAGACAAGUGCUCCAUCUUGUCCAACAGCGCAGGCAGCCAGGCCUAUGAAGACUUCGUGUCUGGACUGGGAUGGGAGGUGGACCUAGCAACCCACUGUGGCUUUAUGGGCGGCCUCCAAAGGAACGGCAGCACAGGUCUAACAGCUCCUUACUAUGCUACCUCCACUGUGGAAGCCAUCUUCCACGUCUCCACGCGAAUGCCAUCUGAUUCUGAUGACAGCCUCACCAAAAAGCUGCGUCACCUGGGAAACGACGAGGUACACAUCGUGUGGUCCGAGCACACUAGGGACUACCGACGUGGCAUCAUCCCGACUGACUUUGGCGACGUGCUGCUCAUCAUCUACCCGAUGAAGAACCACAUGUACUUCAUCCAGAUCAUGAAGAAACCACAGGUUCCUUUCUUUGGACCUCUGUUUAAUGGCGCCAUUAUCACUGGGACACUGCUGCCAAGCUUGGUGCGGGCCACCUGUAUCAACGCCAGCAGAGCUGUCAAGUCCCGUCUGACUCUCUACCAGAGCUUCUAUGAGGAGCGGGCACUCUACUUGGAGGCCAUUGUUCAGAACCACAGAGAGGUCAUGACCUUUGAAGACUUUGCCUCGCAGGUCUUCUCCCCCUCUCCUGGCUACCCAAUGAGUGGGACAGGUUCCUUCACCGGCAGCACGAGCACCGAGGCCAGUGCUCAAGCAGCAGCGGCAGCGGCCACGGACUCUGUGGACCAGGUCUCUCCCCCCUUGCCCCGUGCCACAAAGAACCGGGUCUCUGGAAAGCUCCGCCGGUCAGCCAGCGCUAUAAGCAAAUCUUCCAACUGAGCUCUUCUCCUUCCACUGAACCCCCCCCCAUCCCCCCUCCCCGAGUGCAGCCUUUAAUAUUUCUUCUCAAAGAACCUCACACACUGAGCCGUGACUGCAAGAGGUGUCCUGUUGUUUUUGUUUUUUUCUUUGUUUUAUUAUAACAUGUAACUGGAGCAUAUUGCAAUUUUUUUUAAUUUUGAGUGGCAAUCAUUGAUUUCACGUAUACAUUUCCAUUCAUUGUGGUGUUUGAAUGCAUUAAUUGCAAAGGACGUGCGACUAAGCUAUUUAUGUUCGUCCCUGGUGGUUUCAGCUUAAGAAUCAGCAACAUAGGAAGUCUUAAAUCAGCCUGUGGUGACAAAGAAAAGUCACUUUUAUUCUCAUUUUCUAGUGCAGGCCUAACGCACUAGAGAAACGCAAGGUUCUUUACUAUAGUAAGGGAAUGGGAGACUGCUUUACCCUGUGUCUGUAUCUCAUCUAGCUCAACUCUUAAUGUAACUAAGCACUGAAUGACACAGUUGUAAAUGGCACCAUGCUAAAACUGCACAACAGAUUGUAAUCCGUUUAUAAAUGUGUCUGCCUUUCUACUUCUGUGUGCACCUGCCACAACCUUCCUGUGUGGAGGACACCGCUGGAGUCAGUGAACGCAUCCUGGACGCACCAGUUUGGAUCAUGUUUGUGGAUCGUCUUCCUACAGCAGAAGAAGGAUGAAGGACUGAUGCACGGGAGAAACCCUCCCCAGAAUAAUUGGUACUCACUUCACUGCUACAGACUUCCUGGAUGUGCAGUCAGGGGCUUUUUAAUUGUUAUGAACCCAGAGCGGACAAUCAGUGACAUCUUUCUAACUUGAGCUGGAUUCUUUUCUUUUUUUAUCUCUAAUUUUCUUUUUUAAAUGAAUUCCGAUGGAUUGUGUCACCAUUUGAUUCAUGCGACUCCACUGGAAUGAGAAAAGAGUGCGUUUGUAAUUGUUUUCUGAUGUUGUUAACGUAGGCUCAUGUCCUGUAAUUGAAUAAGUUCCCUGUCUCUUUCCUCUGCGAUCAGUUUCCCUCCGUGAGGCUAAGACAUCGACAUUCCAGCGUUCCCCAAACAACCUUUUUGCACUCGCUGUCAUUGAUUAUGUCGAAUGUUUCUCUGUGUUCCUGGAUGUACAUUGCUUUAAAUUUUAUUUGCUGAUGUGUGUUUGCUAGAUGUAUAUAUAGAGAGGAGCAUUUGAUGAAAUUAUUUUUGCUGUUGUGUUGUUUUAUGUAGUCAUUUGCUGUUUAGAGGAAAAAUGCACCAGAGCCUCAGGUGAAUCUUAACUCCAUGCACUGGUGUGCAUGAACUGUGUGUGUCCAUAUGCGUGUGUGAGUGUGUGUGUGUGGGUUUCUUGUCCGGGGGAGCUUCUCACAGUGCCUGUGUAACGUCUGUCCCAAACCACCUCUGCUCACAAUAAUCAGAUUUUAGUUCCUCCUCUUUGUCGUGUGAGACAAACCAUGGCUGCCCUGCAUCCCGUCUCUGUCCUCACCUCCUCUGUGUCUCUACAGCUCAGUGUCUUGUGCUUCCCACCACAACAAAAACAACAGCAGAUGGAUUUGGAGUCGUGGGCACCUCUGUUUCUUUCACUCUUUGCGUUGCUCUGUCUUUAUCUGUGAAUUAAGUGGCACCGGCUCCUCCUUUUUCCCAUGAUCCUCUCCCCAUGUCGCCUCCUAGCUCCAUGGGAGGCUGGGUGCAUGGGGACGUGAGGUGGUGGGGGGGGGCAGCGGUGUUCGUGUGGCAUGCCAGAGCUGAACGCUAACAGCCCUCCUGGCAACAGCCAGGCCGGUUCUCACUCCUGCAAGCUGCCCUGCUCAAGUCGUCAUGGUAGCCAGGUGUUUUCCACACACACACACACACACACACACUAUACGCUCGCACCCUCUGAGGGCUCCACCCAAGCUGCAACACUAUCCCCAUCUGUUGCACUACUAUGCCUUACUCUCCCCCUGCUUCACCUGUCCUUUCCCUCCCCUCUCCCACGUCUUCCCUUCUUUUGUUUAUUUAACUCCCUGAGCAGAACACAGCAGGAGUGUGAAGGUGGAGAGCGUCCAUUGUCGUCCCUUUGUUCUUGUUUUGUGAAGAAUGUAUAAAUACAUAGGCCUGGAUCACAUCUAUGGUUUUUUUAAUUUUUCCCCUAAAGCCAUUUGAAGGAACCACCCUGGAUGCUGAUCUAAAGAUUGUAGGUUAUAGAUGAUGUCUGUUGAGUGGGUCUGUGCCCCCCCCCCCCCCCCCCCCAUCUCUUUUUGGUGGCUUAGACACUGGAGAUGUCAGUUUGGACCAAGAUAAGGAUUGUGUGUCUUAUAUAUACGUGAAGAAAAAACGAGCUAGUGUUAGUUCCUAGUAUGUCGCCUCUUUUCUUCUGGUUUUUCGAAAAAUCCUUGUACAUUGUGUCAAAUUUGAGGGUGUCAGCGUCCUCCGAUAUAAAUAUAUGAAUGCCUGUAAUAUAAUCUUUGUAUAAGAGAGAGAGGAGGAAAAAAAGCUUGAAGAUUUCAUCAUUACUUGUCAACAUAUCAAACUGUUUUUAACGACCGAAGUCCUGCUAUCUUUAUUAGAAAUGUGAAAAAUUGAAACAUUUCAUUAAAUCAAUUUGAUCUGA
Limanda limanda (common dab) is the source of this 8745-nucleotide messenger RNA. It is a transcript of the gene ralgapa2, whose product is annotated as Ral GTPase activating protein catalytic subunit alpha 2. Lineage: Eukaryota; Metazoa; Chordata; Actinopteri; Pleuronectiformes; Pleuronectidae. The transcript has 40 exons. The record is from RefSeq and is a predicted model, not a curated record. Gene Ontology annotation, molecular function: GTPase activator activity. The coding region runs from base 120 to 6155 and encodes 2011 amino acids. Gene Ontology annotation, biological process: regulation of small GTPase mediated signal transduction; positive regulation of GTPase activity. Gene Ontology annotation, cellular component: nucleus; cytoplasm.